This is a messenger RNA of Ixodes scapularis (black-legged tick), 4049 nucleotides long. RefSeq names its product putative nuclease HARBI1. NCBI's taxonomy places the organism in Eukaryota, Metazoa, Arthropoda, Arachnida, Ixodida, Ixodidae. The record is from RefSeq and is a predicted model, not a curated record. The transcript has 4 exons. The coding region runs from base 641 to 1684 and encodes 347 amino acids.
CUGGGCCCGUUUGCUCGAAGAGCUAACCGCGGUUAGCGUUGGCCAAAGUCCCUAGUAGGUACCGAAAGUACCUAGUUGUACCUACGUUGUACCUACUACGAAACUUUAAUGGCUGGACAUAAAACAAAUCCGUCCUUUAUUAUUGGGCUGGAGCCUGCGCCACCUUGUGCUGAAAAAAAUAAAUCGUUAUUUUUUUAUGAUACAACGUUUGCUUUAUGGGAACCGUUUUCGGCUAAAUCUAGUUGUAACUUGCAAGAAACGUUUGCUCAAUUGAAAAGAAAAAGGAUAGUUUCUUUUUUGCAUCGAAAUUCUUUCUUUCGAAGUGUGGAAGCGUAGACAAGACACCUAGUCAAAGUGCUUUGCAGUUUUCUGUUGUCGUGUUUUGCAAAAAGCAAGUGCGUCGACCGUCGCUUCCAAGUCUGGCAACGCCGUGUGUGCCGUGUCGCGUGCACGGCGUUUGUUUAUACAACCAGUUUCGCCUCGUUGCACGCAACGCGCGUUUCUCGUUUUCGGUUAUCAUCUGAGUUUUCCUGUCUGUAUUCUGCCCUUCGACCGACCGACCCACCGACAAACCCUCCGACCGGCCACGGACUGACUGAUAAGAUUUGCGGACCGAUUUCCGACUUUGCUACCGGGCAGAAUGUCCAACGCAAGGAAUCGCCGACACAGAAGAGACCGCACGGACGCGCAGUACGCAGCGGCAAUGAUGAGGCGACAGCGUGUGCUGCGGGACCGCCUGAACCCCUUUGAGGAUUUCGACGAGGAUGGGCUGCAGCAACGGUUCCGAUUUGGAAGAGCGGGCAUAAUGUUUCUCGCCGACACACUGCGUCCGGACUUGGAGCGCCGUACACGUCGUAGCCGCGCCCUCUCUGCGGAGCAGCAAGUGAUCAUCGCCUUGCAGUUCUACGCAACUGGGAACUUUCUGAUCACUGCAGGCGACUACAUCCGCGUUCAUGUGUCAAGUGCUUCACGGGCUGUGAGGCAAGUCACCGUAGCGCUGGCUCGUCGAGCACAAGACUUCAUACGAUGGCCUGACGCUGCGGAGGGGGCAGCCUUGCAGCACAAGUUCUACGACAUGGCCGGCUUUCCUUUGGUCGUGGGUGCUGUUGACGGUACCCAUGUCCGGAUCCAGGCACCCCAUGUGCACGAGGAGGCGUACGUCAACCGCCAUGGAUACCAUUCCAUCAACGUACAGGUGGUCGUUGACGCCUCUUCUCGGAUUCGCAACGUGGUUGCAAGGUGGCCUGGAAGCACCCACGACUCUCGGAUCUUCACGGAGAGCACCUUGGCAGUCAAGCUGGCCAGUGGAGAGUACGACGGCCUGCUGCUUGGUGACAGCGGCUACUCCUGUCAACCUUGGCUGAUGACGCCAUUCCUGUCGCCGUCAUCAGCAGCCGAGGUCGCAUACAAUACGGCACACACGACGACAAGAAGCAUUGUUGAACGGACAAUCGGCCAACUCAAGCGGAGGUUCCAUUGCCUUCACGCUGAGCUCCGAAUGGCUCCAGAACGGUGCUGCGACAUCAUUGUCGCGUGCUGUGCCCUCCACAACCUGGCCAAGAGGUACCCCUGCAGGACACCCGUGGCCGCCAUCCCCGCUGAGGUUCCCGUUGAGCCCGUAGCAGCCAACCGUGCUGAGAGCAACGAGGCCCGAGACUUUAUUGUCAACCAUUUCUUCGGCUAAGUAUCCUGCUGUCGCUCGGCCCUUCUCUGGUACUGCUGUGCAGCCUCACGGGUCCAGCGCUGGUUGUGCUGCACAACAGGAGAGGCCAGUGUUCUCUGUGCUGCGUCGUCUUCAACUGUACUGCUGCCAGAUGACGAGGGUGGCGGCGUCGUCACCCUUCCCGUGCAGCUGCUGUAGUGACACGCAUGACCAGGAAAUUGUUUGAGGUUAAAGGGAUACUACAACAAAAUUUCGGGUUUCAUUUUUUGGUCUAUAUGUGUUCGAAGGAGCAGUAUCACAUCGAACACAACAAUAUCUUGUUAAAAAAGUCACGAAAAGGAAUUUUAAAACGAAUUAAGCGAUUGGCAAAGAGCACCAGGUGGAUGUCGCUAACGCCUCGUUUGUAAUGCCAGUCUCAGAACCUUGACAGCUAGUGACGGUAACUGUCUCGCCUCCGGCUACCACAAUAGAAGAGGGGAAGGAGGAACUCUCCUCUUCCAAAGAAUCCUUUCUGUAUGUCCCAGAAGUUGCUAUUGUCCCCCUGCAAGAUUAUAAAAGAUUAACCCUUCACUCAAAAUUCGUACAAAAGCAGCCGCUUUGGUGGCUGGAACGACUAGGCCAUCCUCUCGACGUCAGCCUCGUCGCAGCUUUGCUCGUCCCGAGACGAACUACGUCACGAUUGCGUUGGGUGUCACAUGCUCUCCGCUGGCUGUUCUCCGAGCGCUUGUCAGGGUGGGCCGUUUGUAACGAAAACUAUAGCCACCAGGUUCAAAAUACAAACGUGCGAUUGUCAUUUAGGGAUACAGUGGAUCAUAUUCAACCUAUUUUUGAACACGACGGGUAUAUUUUUAAUUUCGUUGAGGUAUCCCUUUAACGCAUAAGCCUUUACAACGAUUAUCAGCAAACUUAAAAACCCAGGUCACUGACUGGCUGUGGAUGGCAGCCCGAGGUACAAUAUUGUCCUGCAUAAAGUUAAUGCUCGGGACGUGUUCCGAGCAUGCGCAGUGAGAAAAAUGGCAGCUCACAGAGGGCUAUUGUUGGGCAGGAGUGAACUUGUAAAUUUCAGCAUAACUUAGCAAACUGCAAGGGCUACAGCUCCAGAGAGCUGCUCAGAGCAUUGAAGCAAAGGAUUGUGACUAGACACCAUACUCGUGCACGUACGUCCUCCGUGACAUGAUUCUCUCCGUCCUCUAUCUCUCCAAGUGAUGCAUGAGGGCUGCAGUGCAUGACAUUUUUGACGUCACCCUGGAUCAGGGUACAUAUAUGUGUGGGAGAACUGAGUGCAACGUGCGGCAACCUUAAUCCAGAUGUGACAGUAACACUUGUCAUAAUUUUACCACAUAUGUUGGUGGUACAACAGACUGGAGUGCCUAACCCCGCAACUUUGUUUCAUUGGCGGUUGGUAGAGUCGCCACAUAGACAUUUGUACAAGAUUUAAAACAAGUAGAUGUGGCACACUCACACCAGCCGUCAUAUGUGAUUAUUGUGUACCCAAGCACUGUCCGGCUAACUGGGACAUUGAUACUUUUUCAGAUUUUGUUGGCACAGAUCAGCAUCGAAUAAGUCAUUGGUGCAUUCUCAACUUAAUCUCAUAAGCGUUACCAAAAAAGAAUGGAUUUUUGCUACGUUAGCAGGCAUGUACGAAGAUCAUGCAAAAACAUUUCCACUGACAGUGGAAAAAUUUGGGUAUUGAGUGACCUGACUUUGAAGAAAAUAGGUGAUCUCAACUUGAGAGAAAGACUACCAUAGCUUUGUUGAUUAUGAUGUAAAUAUUUCUUUGUAAUUUUGUGGUACAAAUAGUUUCAAACUGUGAGUUUUACUGCAUUUACCCUAAUAAAUGGUUUCAUUGGCACUUUUUCAGCAGUGCAGAAAUGGCUAAAUAUGUGAAGGUGGUGUCCUUGUGCUGUGUUCUGUUCUCUACUGGACAGGUUUUGACUCGUGCUCCUAAUAUUGUCGUUUUGCUUCAUGAAGUUGGUCUCUAUGUAAGGGCACGCAGCAGUAGUGUUAUGCAACUGACAUGUCUACUUUGAGAUGGAAAACCAAUAUAUUCUUUUAUGACAAUCCAAACUGUUCCCUAUGCUCAUCAAUGUUUUCUAGGAGCAUGCCAACAAUUGGUGACUUUUGAUAUGCCUUGUGUCUGUGCUCAGUUUCAUACCUAUCAUCAGUGACAGCAGAACAUCCCUAUCAUCAGUUUCAUAACUAUCAUCUUGUGGAAGUACUCAUAAUGUGACGAGCAGAACAGAAAAAGAAUGCACCUUCAGCGCGUGCUCAUUCUCUUCUGCUGCUUGUGCAUCCUUGUGCUGUCAGGGCUAGUAAGCUGUAACUGGGUGCAGAGCUUCCACUGUACUAUCGCCUCCAUUGUCACAGUCUACAUACAGUGUGCAAC